AAAGCAUAAAGUGCAUUCUCUAAUCUGUGUUAUUUCAAACUCAACAACAUGACAAUAAUUGGGGUCCUGGCUUUACAGGGAUCUUUCAAUGAACACAUAGCGGCUCUUAGGAGGUUAGGGGUUGAAGGGGUGCAGAUUAGGAAGCCUGAGCAGCUUCACAAUAUUACUUCCCUUAUCAUACCUGGUGGAGAGAGCACCACCAUGGCUAAAAUUGCUGAGUACCACAACCUGGUUUUUCCUUCCCUGCGAGAGUUUGUGAAAAUGGGAAAGCCUGUUUGGGGAACCUGUGCCGGGCUUAUAUUCUUGGCAGAUAAAGCUAUAGGACAGAAGACUGGCGGACAGCAACUGAUUGGUGGACUUGAUUGUACUGUCCAUAGAAAUUUCUUUGGCAGUCAGAUUCAAAGUUUUGAAGCAGAGGUUUUAGCAUCAGAGCUUGCAUCCACGGAAGGCGGUCCUGAAACUUUUCGUGCAGUUUUUAUUCGUGCUCCAGCAAUUGUUGAAGUAGGGCCGGAAGUUCAAGUGCUGGCUGAUUAUCCUGUCCCUUCUAACAAAUUGUUGAGCUCAGAUUCCUCUAUCGAAGACCAAAAGGAGAAAGUUGAGGAACAGAGUAAAGUUAUAGUUGCUGUGAGACAAGGGAACAUACUGGCGACUGCAUUCCAUCCUGAAUUGACAGCAGAUACUCGAUGGCAUAGUUAUUUCUUAAAAAUGGCAAAUGAAAUUCGGGAAGAGGUGCUAAAUAGCAUUGUUCCAGCACAAGUAAAUCUAAGUUAUAACCAACAACAGCUGAAUGACCUUCCUAUCUUCCAAUAGGACUGGAUUAUGGAUGAAGUUUUUCUUUCUUUUGUAAUGAACAGUUUAUUUUGAAAACGAUAUGUAAUAGUUUUAGAUAUUAAAAGUUGUGCAUAGCUAAAUAAUAGUCUUAAGACUGUCGUUUUUUCUA
Molecule: messenger RNA, 940 nt
Organism: Gastrolobium bilobum
Lineage: Eukaryota; Viridiplantae; Streptophyta; Magnoliopsida; Fabales; Fabaceae
Product: probable pyridoxal 5'-phosphate synthase subunit PDX2
Exons: 7
Coding region: 49-810 (253 amino acids)
Biological process (GO): pyridoxine metabolic process; pyridoxal 5'-phosphate biosynthetic process
Cellular component (GO): glutaminase complex; cytosol
Molecular function (GO): glutaminase activity
Source: RefSeq, a predicted model, not a curated record